AUGGACGGUACCCACGCUCAAGCAACCGCCAGCUCCUCCGCCAUGCCGGCAACACCUCUCCCUUCGCCUUUCGUUGAUCCAAUAACCCCCCUAGGGUCUACGCCCUAUAGUUCUAGACCUGGAUCAUUGCCGGGGUCUACUUCUGGCUUCUCCGCCCCGGGGUUGAAUGUUCCGCAGAGGUACUUUCAUUCCAGAAGAGUGAGGCCCGGAGAAGCGCAACAGCCUUGGAAGGGCAAGAAGGAUCCCAAGGAAAAGUGGGUCACUAUAAUCCCUUGCAUCGGUUUAGCUGUCGGGCUUGCAAUCGCGGGGUUUUUCGUCUGGCACGGAGUAAGCAGCGUUGUCAAUCACAAGUAUUGCCCUGUGCUCAUUGAGGAUUGGAGCAAUGGGUUUGACGAGAAAAUUUGGACGAAGGAAGUUGAAUGCGGUGGAUUCGGAAACGGACAAUUCGAUUACACUACCAACAGCGAGGAAAACUCCUACGUCAAGGGUGGCCAUCUACACAUUCGCCCAACCCUCCAGGAUGAGAAAUUGAUCACAACGGACAACGUCAUGAACCUCACAGAAAUGGGGAUUUGCACCUCUCCCCUUCUGAAGAACUGCGUCUCUGGAACAAAUAGUACUAACGGCACUAUCAUUAACCCCGUGAAAUCCGCACGCAUCAACUCGCGCAAAGGCGCCAAGAUAAAGUAUGGUCGAGUGGAAGUCAAGGCACGCUUCCCUGAGGGUAAAUGGCUCUGGCCGGCAAUCUGGAUGUUGCCAGUGGAAGAAAAGUAUGGGCCCUGGCCCGCCUCCGGGGAGAUGGACAUCGCGGAGAGUAGGGGAAAUGAUUGGAAAUACGCUCAGGGCGGAAACGACAUUAUCAGUUCCACGCUGCAUUGGGGCCCCGACCCUGCGAACGAUGCCUGGUGGAGGACGAAUGUUAAGCAUAGGGCUUCGCACACUAGCUACUCCUCCUCUUUCCAUACUUUUGGGAUUGAGUGGAGCGAGAAGUACAUCUUUACGUAUGUCGACUCCCGGCUUUUACAGGUCCUCUACACGAACUUUCAAACGAGGCUCUGGGAUCGUGGGAACUUUCCGCUGGCGAGUGAGAAUGGCACGAGAUAUAUAGACCCCUGGUCACAGACCGGGCGCGAGAACACUCCAUUCGAUCAGGAGUUCUACCUCAUCAUCAGCCUCGGGGUCGGGGCUACUAGCGGUUGGUUCGAAAACGGAAAGGACAAGAAACCCUGGGUUGACGGGAGCCCCACCGCGGUAAAGGACUUCUGGGACGCUAGAGACGAGUGGAAAAAGACAUGGAAGAACGACGGAGAAAUGGUGAUUGAGAGCGUGAAAAUGUGGCAGCAAUGUGAUUGA
Messenger RNA from Tuber melanosporum (Perigord truffle), 1353 nucleotides. RefSeq lists its product as uncharacterized. The transcript is spliced from 2 exons. The coding region runs from base 1 to 1353 and encodes 450 amino acids. Gene Ontology annotation, biological process: carbohydrate metabolic process. The record is from RefSeq and is a predicted model, not a curated record. Lineage: Eukaryota; Fungi; Ascomycota; Pezizomycetes; Pezizales; Tuberaceae. Gene Ontology annotation, molecular function: hydrolase activity, hydrolyzing O-glycosyl compounds.